Molecule: messenger RNA, 297 nt
Organism: Beauveria bassiana ARSEF 2860
Lineage: Eukaryota; Fungi; Ascomycota; Sordariomycetes; Hypocreales; Cordycipitaceae
Product: 40S ribosomal protein S28
Exons: 2
Coding region: 1-297 (98 amino acids)
Biological process (GO): ribosomal small subunit assembly; translation; maturation of SSU-rRNA
Cellular component (GO): cytosolic small ribosomal subunit; ribosome
Molecular function (GO): structural constituent of ribosome
Source: RefSeq, a predicted model, not a curated record
AUGGAAGCUUCCAAGACCCCCGUAAAGCUGGUCAAGGUGACCAAGGUUAUUGGCCGUACCGGCUCCCGUGGUGGUGUCACUCAGGUCCGCGUUGAGUUCAUGGACGAUUCUACCCGUUCUAUCAUCCGUAACGUCAAGGGUCCCGGUACGUUUUCUACAUUGAUUCGUCCUUUGCGACGAAUUCCCGACGGUUCUCGUAGUCGCGAUUUAGACAUACUAACCUUGCUCGAUUCAGUCCGCGAGAACGACAUUCUUUGCCUGCUCGAGUCUGAGCGUGAAGCCAGACGUCUGCGCUAA